AACUUAAUAAUGAAAUAACACUGUCAAGGCACACAAAAAUAUGCCACUGAGUUGUAUUCACGGCUUCCGCUUUUUCUGUGCCCGACUGCUAUAACUGCCACAGGGAAACAGGUUUGAAAGGAGAAGGCAUGAAUGUCACAGCCAUUGAAAAUUUUGUCUGUGUGAUAUAUAAUAUUUCCUUCAUGAACUGCACUUGGCAUGUGGACAGGAAUGCUUCAGGAGAUGCUCAGUAUUUCUUGUACUGGAAGACCUCAAGGAAUGAAGAUUUCGUCAGAUGCCAGAAUUACAUCACAGAUAAUUGUGGAAGACACACAGGAUGUAGAUUCCAAAAUGUGUCAAUAAAAGAGAAUAGGAAAGCUUAUUUCCUGGUGAAUGAAUCUAGAAAUGGACAAAACAUGUUGCCCUACAGAGAGACAAUUUAUCUGUAUGAAAUUGAGAAGCUCACCCCUCCAUUAAAUGUCACUGUGAACUGUACAGGAGUUUCUCACAGUUGUGAAAUUCAGUGGCAACGACCUCAUACAAGUCAUGUGGACAGAGACAUUUGUUUCAAAUAUGAAAUUAUCAUAGAAAAAAAGGUAAGGAGAAUGAAUUAUAACUCCUAACAUUAUUUCAUACACCUGCGUUUCAACCUGCGCUAUCAUACAACAAAUGCCCUGUUCUCUCUCUUCUUGAGUUACCUCUCUGUUUUUCUAUGUGGUACCCUUGCAUGUGAGCUGAGAACAGCUGCCACUUACAGAUAAAUACAGCCAUUUGCAGGAAUACUUUCAGUCCAACAUAUGGCUGAUCAUUAAAGGAACUGGUCAAGGAUUCUCCAUACCAAGGGUGAACAGUUAUUCUAGCACAAACAUAGAAUCAUAGAAUCAUAGAAUUACUCAGGUUGGAAGGGACCUCAAGGAUCAUCAAAUCCA
Messenger RNA from Meleagris gallopavo (turkey), 908 nucleotides. The record is from RefSeq and is a predicted model, not a curated record. NCBI's taxonomy places the organism in Eukaryota, Metazoa, Chordata, Aves, Galliformes, Phasianidae.